UUCACAGACUAAGAUUAGAUUUUGCCCAUAUAUCUAAUAAUUGAAUAGAAUCCUUUUCUCCUGUAGAAAUGAGCCUCUUUUGAUUAGAAAGCUUCUGACUUUCUAAUGAUAUGGCCUCAUAUGUGUUUUAGGGCACAAAUCUUUGAGUCAGCUCAAAGUCCAGAUUCCCGUUAUCUAAAUCAGAUCUAGGUGAAGAUGAGGCUCCUUUGGUGUAGUUCCUGAAGCACCAAUCCUCAAGUACAGUUCCUGUCAAUUUAUAGACAUAUGAAACAAACGACACAAGAUACCUUCCUCGACACACUCAGAAUACAAUGUAAGACAGGCAUGUUAUAACACCAUAGUCAUUCCUGUUCAAAAAGAGGAGAAAAGGGUGGCACAGAGGACUGUCUGGUCCACAGCAAUAAUGACUUCCAGUCUGGCAGAUGUUGGAAGUUGCUUGAUUAUGUCCUCAGAAUAAUUCACCAUGGAUUUUUGUCUCAGCUUUUGGUUCUGCCCACUGGAUCACUUUUCCAUUUUUAUGAAAAGUAGCAAGGGUUUGCAGCUGAGUAGUACUUUCAGGCUGUUUCCUACCUGUACAAGUCUGGGCUCCAAAUCCUCUCUUCAUUCUGUAAUGCCUCUGUCCCCCUCAGUCCAAGAAGCUCACCUCCAGCUACCAAAAUCUGUAUUAGUUAUCAAUUGAUGUGUGACCAGGUAUCCAAAACUAGAAGCUUAAAAUAACAUCUAUUAUGUCACAGAUUCUGUAAGAAUUCAGGCACAAGUCUGAUAGGUGAGUCUGGCUCAAACUCCUUCAUGAGUUUACAGUCAAGCUGCGGGCCAGAGCUGUAGUCUCAUCAGCAGGCUGUACUUGUUGGGAGUGAUCACAUCAAUCUCCCUUACGUGGUUAAUGGCAAGCUUCAUUCUCUCACCACAAGGAGGCCCCACCACAUGGCAGCUGGCUUGUCCCAGGGAUAGUGAGCCAAAAGACAAGAAGCAAAAGUGUCCAAGACGAAAGCCAUGGGCUUUUGUAACCUAAUAUCUGAUGUGACAUAUUAUUGCUUCUGCCAUAGUCCAUUCUUUAAAGGCAUGUCAUAUUCCACUGGGGCUCACAAAUUAUGUAGCCGGUCCUGUUUUCCAGUGAUAAGUAACAGACAUGUGCAAGACUAAAGCUUCAAAACUUCUUGUGAAUGCUCUCUGUUUCAUCAGUAAGGAAUACUCUCCCCCAUUAUUCUCAUUCCUUUCUAGGGGAACGAAAUCAGGUAAGCAAAAUUUUUCUUUUAUUGAGGUAACAUUGGUUUAUAACAUUAUAUAAAUGUCAGGUGUACAUCAUUAUACUUCAAUUUCUGUGUCGACUACAUCACGUUGACCAUCCAAAGACUAACUACCAUCCAUCACCAUAAAUUUGUGCCCUAAAAAUCCUACUACACAUACCUAAUAUGUGUGUAAAUAUCAAAAAGAGAGCUGAGUAAUCAUGGAACCAAGUGUGCAGUUGGAAACUGUUACACAUCCUAUAUUCCACCAUGCAUAGAGUAACUAGAAUAGGAUCCUAAGUAUGGGACGCAAAGAGAAGCAAUGGUUGGUGAUGUCAGGAAUGUGGCCAUGGCAUCUAUCACUUUCAGUUUAUUUGGCAUCACAAUGGCAAUGGCAGAUGAUAUAGCACUGAGUCCUGCAGAAUAAUGAAAAGUCUUGUUGCAGAAAAGCAAAGGAAAGGACAGAUGGUGCUAGUUGCCAGGAGUUUGAAUUUUAGUCAUAGCCCUUUUGAGAGUAAGCAGAGCUGUGAUGAUAACACCAUGUAUAGGUCAUGCAUGAAGAUUCACACUCUGCCAUUAAACACUGCCUCCCUAUCCCACUACCACAUACCAUACAAUUUGCAUAUUUCUCCUAUAUGUAACCAUGUCCCAACAUCUCUGAGGCCAUACAAUGUAUCCUGUUCAAUUGAUGAGGAAACUGACUAUACCUGAAGUCAGGCCAAGGCUAUGGGCUCCCAGGCUCAGCACCUCAACUUCCUGCUCCUCUGGAUCACUGAUACCAGGGCAGAAACAACACUCACACGGUCUCCAGCAUUCCUGUCAGUGACUCCAGAAGACACAGUCGCCAUCAGCUGCAAAGCCAGCCAAGACAUUGAUGAUGGUUACUUAGCCUGGUACCAGCACAGACCUGGGCAGGUCCCUAAGGCUCUCAUUUAUCUCACCUCCACCCUAAUUAAUGGGGUGCUCACCCAGUUCAGUGGCAGCGAGUCUGGGACAGACUUCACUCUCACCAUCGGAAGACUGGAGCCUGAGGACUUUGUAGUCUAUUACUGUCUCCAAACCCUGAAGAGCCCUACCUGGAAUCCCUCACUGUGGCUUACUUUCGGCCAGGGGACCAAGCUGGAGCUCAAACGGAAUGAUGCUCAACCUUCUGUCUUCAUCUUCCCACCAUCUUCCGAGCAGUUAAAGACUGGAAGUGCCUCUGUCGUGUGCUUGGUGAAUGGCUUCUACCCCAGUGACGCCAGUGUCAAGUGGAAAGUGGAUGGCAGUGACAAAACCACUGGCAUCCAGAACAGUAUCACAGAGCAGGACAGCAAGGACAGCACCUACAGCCUCAGCAGCACCCUGACGCUGUCCAGUACAGAGUACGAAGUUCAUAAUACCUACGCCUGCGAGGUCACCCACAAGACCCUGAGCUCUGCCCUGGUCAAGAGCUUCAACAGGAAAGAGUGUUAGAGAGAGAGGCCCCCAGGCCCAUUGCCUGUGCCUCAGUCACAGCAUCCCUCCUCCCCCACCCAGGCCUCGGCCCUUUUCCCACAAGAGACCUACCCUUAUUGCAGUCCUCCAGUCUCUCUCCCACCUCCAUCCCCUUCCCCCUCUUUGGCUUUAAUCAUGCUAAUAUUUGGGGGAAAAUGAAAAAAUAAAGUGAAUCUUUGCACCUGUGA
Diceros bicornis minor is the source of this 2890-nucleotide messenger RNA. Its product is annotated as immunoglobulin kappa light chain-like. Lineage: Eukaryota; Metazoa; Chordata; Mammalia; Perissodactyla; Rhinocerotidae. The coding region runs from base 1953 to 2681 and encodes 242 amino acids. The transcript has 6 exons. The record is from RefSeq and is a predicted model, not a curated record. Gene Ontology annotation, biological process: immune response; immunoglobulin production.